Messenger RNA from Aureobasidium musti, 1230 nucleotides. Lineage: Eukaryota; Fungi; Ascomycota; Dothideomycetes; Dothideales; Saccotheciaceae. The record is from the annotation of a GenBank genome assembly.
AUGACGUCGCUUCCCAUCACCACCACUCCCUACCCUCCCGUGGCUCCUGUCGCCGAGAAGCAGUCUGGCGCUCUGUCUGCCGUCUCCAACAAUGCUCUGGUCUCGGCGCUGAAGGACACAUACUCGGCUUUCCAGGCACGAAGAGAGGCUCUGGGCCUCAGCAACCCCGGCACUGUCGAGAACGUCGCAAAGGAGGUUCAGCGCGAUGUCUUCCUUAACAACCUGUCCUUCUCCGGUCUGCGCGCCGACCUCACAAAGGCUUUCAGCGUUUCGCCGCUGUUCCAGGUCUCGCACGCUUUCUCCCAGGGCUCUCAGCAAAUACCUCCUUACGCUUUCCUUGCCCUCUACGGCACCAACAAGGUACAUGCCUCUUCUGCCAACCUCGGAAACCAUCAUAUGCUAACACACCUAGAUUNNUUCUGCCAAGGUAACCUUGACAGCGACCUUUCCCUCUCUGCCCGCUUCAACUACCGAUGGACUCCUCGCUGGGUCACAAAGACCACUACUCAAAUCCAGGCUGCCUCCAUGGCCGGUCCUGGAGGUGCUCAGUUCUCCCUCGAGAACGACUACGUUGGUAACGACUUCACCGCUCAGAUCAAGGCUAUGAACCCAUCGAUCCUCGACGGCCCUCUUACUGGUAUCUUCAUUGGUAGCUACCUCCAGAGCAUCACCCCUAGACUCGCUCUCGGUCUCGAGGCUGUCUACCAGAGACCCGCUGCCCAAAUGGGACCUGAGGCUAUGAUCAGCUACGCUGCCAAGUACAAGGGCGAGGACUGGAUCGCCAGUGCUCAGCUCAUGCCCUCCGGUGGUGUCCAGGGUUCCUACUGGAGAAGACUGUCUGCUCAGCUCGAGACCGGUGUCGACCUCAACUUGCAGUUCGCUGGCAACCCUAUGAUGGGUGGCAUGAGAAAGGAGGGCGUUGCCACUCUUGGUGCUAAGUACGACUUCAGAGCCAGCAGUUUCAGAGCCCAGGUCGAUACUGCUGGUAAGCUCGGUGUCUUGCUCGAGAAGAGAAUCGUUCCCAUGGUCCAGAUCACCUUUGCUGGUGAGCUCGACCACGUCAAGGUAAGCACCACUCUUCGCACCUCUAAACUCUACAGAGCACUGACAUUGCCUACCAGANACGCCGCCAAAGUCGGUCUUGCCGUCUCCAUCGAGGCUGCCGAGGAGGAGGUCAUGGCCCAACAAGAGAGCGCCAUGUCUGCCGGCCCCGUCACUCCUCCCUUCUAG